AUGCCUACUGUCAAUCAACUGGUACGCAAGGGUCGGAAGCCCAUCCGCAAAAAGACCAAGGCGCCGGCGCUGCAUUGGGUGCAGAACUCCCUGCGGAACCGCACGAAGUGGGGUCCCGGGUGCCCGCAGCGGCGGGGCGUUUGCAUCCAGGUGCGCACCAUGACUCCCAAGAAGCCGAACUCCGCGCUGCGCAAGAUCUGCCGCGUCCGGUUGACCAACGGUGUGGAAGUCACUGCCUACAUCGGCGGCGAGGGACACAACCUGCAGGAGCACUCGGUGGUGCUGAUCCGUGGCGGCCGCGUCAAGGACCUGCCCGGAGUACGCUAUCACGUGGUCCGAAGCAACCUGGACACCGAAGGUGUAGACGGACGACGCCAGGGUCGCAGCAAGUACGGAGCUCGUAAAGGCUAA
Molecule: messenger RNA, 411 nt
Organism: Geodia barretti
Lineage: Eukaryota; Metazoa; Porifera; Demospongiae; Tetractinellida; Geodiidae
Source: the annotation of a GenBank genome assembly